AUGGCGGUGCUGGUCCUGGCCGGAUACCGCGCAUAGGAGGAUGAGCCGAGUCUGGCACCCGGGGACGUGGUCCGGCAGGUGUGCGAGGGGCCCCCACGCGACAGGCUGCGAGGAGAGCUGAGGGGCCGUUGCAGCCUCUUCCCCGAGCGGUUGGUGCAGGAGAUCCCGGAGACUCUUCUCAGAGCUGGGUAGACGUAGAGACCGCACUGUGGCGCCGCCGAGGUGAACGCCGGGACCCGGUGGCCGGCUGGCGAAGCCCCGCAACUGGAGUCGCCCCCAGCUCGCUUUGGCGGGCGCGGCUGUGGGAGGAGCUUCGAGGCCGCCCUGCGGUCUGUGAUUGGUUCUCGAGUACAAUGCCCCGCCCUGGGGCGGGGUCUGGAGGAGCUGCGGGCGCGCUCUCCGCCAGCCUCUCCCCAGCUAAGCGAAUUCGCGGAUUCGCGGCUUCGGCGGCCUCACUCUCGUCCCACCCUAGGUCGACCCGCCAAAUCUUGGGGCCCCCAAAGAUGGUGCAAAGUGAACUUCAGCUACAUCCCGGAGCAGGCAGACGAGCUGAGUCUGCAAGUUGGGGAGAUUGUAGAAGUGAUAAAGAUUGAGGACGGCUGGUGGCUGGGAGCCUUUCCAUCCAACUUUGUGGAGUUGCUGGACAGUGGGCCCCCAAGCCUUGGUAACCUAGACAUGCCUUCAGUCAGCCCUGCUCCCCAGCGGCCUCCCGAGCUGAGCAGCCUGACCUGUAACAGCCCUCCAGACUACCUGUGGACAGUCUCUCAUCCCAAGACCUACAGGGUCCUGUUUGACUACCAGCCCCAGGCAGACGACCUGGCACUGUGGAGGGGGGAUGAGAUGGAAGUACUGAGGAAGAUCACAGAGGAUAUGGGCUGGUGGGAAGGAGAGUCGCAAGGAAGAAGAGGAAUUUUCCCAGAUAACUUGUUCCUGCCACCUCCAAUCAAGAAAGCCCCAAGGCAAGUGGGAUAUCAGGAAUCAGCUCCAUUUAAGCAACCAAAAACGAUGCCCAAAACAGCCCUCCCCGGAGUCAAGGAACUGGUGACAGCCACCACUGGGCCUGGCAAAACCAGGCCAUCUUGGACACCCAGUGGAGACAGCUGGAAGCAUCUCUCCCAGACUGCUGGUCAGACCUCACACCCAUCACCACAGGAGAAAGAGCAGAGAAGCCUAGCGAAAGCCCCUCCUGCAACUAAAACCCUGACUCUGGACAAGACCCCGAGCCCAGAGAAGCCCCUGUCUCCAGAUAAGGUGCCCAGCCCAGAAAAGACUCUCUCUUCAGAUAAGGCCCCCACUCCAGAGGGAACCCUGAGUGCAGAUAAGGUUCCUACCCCAGAGGAGACCCUGGAAUUCAAGGCCCCAGCCCCAGAGACCUCCCUGAGUCUGGACAUGCGCUUGUCUGUGGGUGAGGCCCCUGGCCCAGAAGUCCUACCUGAAGGUGAAGGCCCUGGUCCAAAGUUGGCUCCUCCUGUGGACAAGUCCCCGCCACUAGAAAAGAUUUUGGCUCCGGAGCAGGUGUUCUCUGAAGAGGCCUUCACAGCACUCAGUUCCAUCACUUCUAUCCGGAGGAAACCCUACUGCUCCCACUACAGUCUUAAGUCCAAGCCAGGGUGCAUGCCUGCUUUGGAGAAAGUGCAUCCCCAGGAAGAGUCUACAACCCUCCCUGAGAAGGGGCCUGUGAAGUAUGCACCCCCAGAACAAGAGGAGGUUCCCAAAGGGGAGGUGACCCCCGAAGAAGUAGCACCUGCUCAGAAGAAUCCACAUGUUAUCAAGCCCAUGCCAGAACCCCAAGAGACUACCAUCCUCCAAUCCCUGGUCCCACAAAAUCCCACGGAGAGCAAAAGUGACAGGGACGACAUCGUAAGGCUACAGGAAGAGGUGCAGUCUUUAAGGAGGCCGCUGGAGCUGAUGGGGGUGCAGCUGGAAGGGAAGCUGGUCGACAUCUGGGGGGAGCUGAGAAGGGAGAGGGAGAAGCGCCUGCUGCUGGAGGUUUACAGGACGCGGAGGACCCAGGAGGCCUGGGCCGGGGCUCGGUGCACGCGCAGACGCAGACUCCCUGAGCGUGAGCCCGGGAGGGACACGGAGGAAAGUCUGGCUCCGGUCACCCGCGUGCUUACACACGACUCUGGGAAACUCAAGAAAAUAAACUGCAGUGUACGCGCGUACCGCGCCUGCCUGGUCCGUGCGGGGGCAGGGGGCGGGGCCGGCUGGCGCUCCGGGCCCUCUGCAUUCCUGCAGCCUCUCCCGGGCACAUCUGGCCAACAUGUGGCUCCCAUUACGGUUCCCAAGGCUUGCGCGCGGCUAUUUUUAUCCACCGGAUGGCUGGGGGUGGGGAGUGGGGGUGUCUCCUUCGGACGCCAGCCCGGCGCUGGAGAAAUGGCCGGCAGGAGGGGCCCAAGCAGGGUCGGGCUCUGCCCGCGGGCGCGGAUUCCGGAAUCCAGCUGUGCGCAGGGGGGCCGCGAGGGCCUGCUCUGGAUCCCCGACCCCUCCUAGUUGGCCCCACUGUCCGCUCCGAAGUACUCACAGGAACGCACCUUGGCUCAGACACUGUCUACCCAACCCAGCUCAGGCACACGUAAUCACGCUGGGGGCUAGUAGCGCCUUAGCGUUGUGGUCAGAGCCCUGAGGCCUGGGGUGAGGUGGGGGAUGUGGGUGAAUGCAAUGAUGCGUGGACCCAAGGCGUUUGUAAGGACCGGGGCAAGUGCGCCCAGGCGUUCCCUGUAAAGAAUGCAUUUGUAGAAGUAGAAUCUGCUUCCUUGGGUUGUGUGGCCCCAGCCCUAAAUGCCAGCAGCACCCCUCUCGUGACAACCAGCCCCACCCCAAUUCCUCACCCCCAUUUGGACACACAGGAUUCUGCCCUCGUGGAGCUCGACAUGUGAAGAGAUGGCUCCACAGCUCUGUCUGGCUUCGAGGACACUGGAGACCAGGCAGUGGUUACACUGAUGGACACUUCUCCUUGUUUGAUUUCUCCGGAGCAUAGAUAGCUGUUGAUCACACCCACCUUUCUGGUAUUUUUCCCUCCCUUUACUCCCAGGGCUCAAAAUAAAAACUAGAGGAAGGAACCAAGACAUUUAGAUAAUGAACCAACAGCUCUGGCGUGUGAGCUCAUGCCAGGCCCGUUCUAGAUGUUGAGGAUACAAGAGUGAGCAAAACCGAGUCCCUGCCUGGAUGCCCCUUACUGUCUUGGGUAUUGCUGAGUGUAAGCCUGCCACGUGUGGGUACCUGGGCGAUAACCUGUGCACAGAACAGAGGCUGAUGGGGGUGGGGGCAGGAGGAAGGCUGAGAGGGAGACAAGCCCCAGGGAUGGCAGCUGGGCAGGCUGGUGUGUGACAGUGGUGGGCUGGGAGUGAGGGGACCUUGUGUGUGCAUCCAGGGCAGCUCGACAGAUAAGGUAUGGGCCAGAUGAAAUGGGCAGAAUUUGUAUAGACUCAGGAGUGGCCACUUCACUGCUGAGGUGAAGGUCCUUCAAGGGUCUGUGGAGUGAAGGAAGAGAUGGUGUUGGGGGAUGCCAUUCUGAAGCAUUUACAGAGAACCAGGGCCUUGGAGAGGUGCCAACCCCCACCCCCAUCACUGUGUCUGCACUUGGCUGGGAAGAGGCUUUGCCUGCAUGGAUCUCUGCCCCUUUUGUGACCUGGGCCUGUGUGUGGUUCCUGAACA
This is a messenger RNA of Manis javanica (Malayan pangolin), 3657 nucleotides long. The record is from RefSeq and is a predicted model, not a curated record. NCBI's taxonomy places the organism in Eukaryota, Metazoa, Chordata, Mammalia, Pholidota, Manidae.